CUUAUUCUUUGCAACAUCAUAGUUUUGACAUUCCUCUAUCCAACUCAUACCAAUGAAAAAUCAUUUGAUGUGUAUUCAGCUUAUCUCAUACAUUGGAACAAGUUGUGCCUUACUUUAUCUCGGCAGCUUUGAAGACACAAUUAUUUGGUGAAUCCAUUUGAUUUAUAUAAUUUUAUUAAGGAAAUACCUGAAGCUCUUCCUCUGUUUUUCCUAAAGAAAACAUCUGCACAAUACUUUUUUUCCUUUUUGCACAACUGCUGACUCUGGCUGACACAAUGCCUGAAGUAAAGUGUAAAAUUAGACACAAAAAUGAACUGUCUUAAAAUAAGAAAACACAAAUGAAUUACUUGUUGUGCUGAAUCAAAAGAAGCAUUUUGGAGGAAAAAAAUGGAAUAUAGUUUGUCAAUAUAUUAGUACAAGGAUGCAGAAUACUGAGGGAAACUGUGAAAGAACAUCCCUGGUUUUAUGAGAUGUUGAAUGCACCUCCUGAUUUAAGAGACUUGUUUUUCACAUUGACUUCUCUAGUGAAAACGAUCUUUCUUUAACUUUUUAUUAGCUCCGAGUAAAGUUAAAUAAGGUACUACUGCAAAAGGUUUCAUUAGUUUUUGGGAGAUGAAGCCGUGUUAUAGGCAACAACUCUUAACACAGACAGAGAGCUGAGCGGCUACUUUGUGUUACCUGCUUCUUUUCAAAGCUAAUUUGCGCUAAAAAACCGCCUCAACAUUUCUUCCAUUUUGCACCACCUCGAUAAAAACCGCCUCAGGACCAUGAAUCCGCUGUCACUGUGACAGAUCUGGCAGAAGCAAAGUUUUAAUUCAAAAAGAAAAAUAAAAAUCUCACCGUCUAGCUCUGCGUGCAACACCCAAAGUAAGGGAUAAUCGUCUUGCCUGAAACUCAUUCUAACGCUCCGCUAAAGGAAACACCGAAAGGUAAAAGUAUCUUCUCUCCCUAGCAACGUCGCUAAGAAAUGGGGCGCCGCGACCACGGUUUUUUUACGAAAAACACACUUUUUUCAGGAGGAAGAAACACAACCAGAACGGCAGAGCUCCGCACGACUGCGGGGCGGGGAGGGCUCGACAACCAACCAAUCAGCGCCCGCCGCGCUGCUAUAAAAGCGGCGCCGCUGCGAGUACUGCAGCCAUUGCGGUUUAGUGUGUGCUCGUAGGUAUGUCGGAGACAGCUCCUGCUCCCGCUGCCGAGGCAGCGCCCGCCGCCCCGGCCCCUGCUGCCAAGGCCGCCGCCAAGAAGCCGAAGAAGGCGGCGGGCGGCUCCAAAGCCCGCAAGCCCGCCGGUCCCAGCGUCACCGAGCUGAUCACCAAGGCCGUGUCCGCCUCCAAGGAGCGCAAGGGGCUCUCCCUCGCCGCGCUCAAGAAGGCGCUGGCCGCCGGCGGCUACGAUGUGGAGAAGAACAACAGCCGCAUCAAGCUGGGCCUCAAGAGCCUUGUCAGCAAGGGCACCCUGGUGCAGACCAAGGGCACCGGCGCCUCCGGUUCUUUCCGCCUCAACAAGAAGCCUGGCGAAGUGAAGGAAAAAGCUCCCAAGAAGCGCACGGCUGUGGCCAAGCCCAAGAAGCCGGCAGCUAAGAAACCUGCCAGUGCCGCUAAGAAGCCCAAGAAAGCGGUGACAGCCAAGAAGAGCCCCAAGAAAGCCAAGAAGCCGGCAGCUGCUGUCAAGAAAGUAGCUAAGAGCCCCAAGAAGGCGACUAAGGCUGCUAAACCCAAAAAGGCAGCAGCCAAGAGCCCGGCCAAGGCAAAGGCGGUGAAGCCCAAAGCAGGCAAGCCCAAGGUAGUCAAGCCCAAAGCCAAGGCAAAGAAGGCAGCGCCCAAGAAAAAGUAGGCU
This is a messenger RNA of Cuculus canorus (common cuckoo), 1839 nucleotides long. RefSeq names its product histone H1.10. Gene Ontology annotation, molecular function: structural constituent of chromatin; DNA binding. The coding region runs from base 1168 to 1836 and encodes 222 amino acids. Gene Ontology annotation, cellular component: nucleosome. The record is from RefSeq and is a predicted model, not a curated record. The transcript has a single exon. Lineage: Eukaryota; Metazoa; Chordata; Aves; Cuculiformes; Cuculidae. Gene Ontology annotation, biological process: nucleosome assembly.